Lodderomyces jiufengensis is the source of this 495-nucleotide messenger RNA. RefSeq lists its product as uncharacterized. Lineage: Eukaryota; Fungi; Ascomycota; Pichiomycetes; Serinales; Debaryomycetaceae. The coding region runs from base 1 to 495 and encodes 164 amino acids. The record is from RefSeq and is a predicted model, not a curated record. The transcript has 3 exons.
AUGAUUGAAUCUGUUUGGUCUAAAUUUAGUUUAAGUGAUACAAUUAAAUUUUUUAAGGAUGAAUUUGAAAGAUCACCAAUUCGUAAUGGACUUACAACAAAAGGUGAAGCUGUACCAAUGGCAAAAAAAGUUGAUGAGUUGACUAUUCAACCUAAAACUAAUGUUGCUGAUCAUUCGAAACCUGCUAACACUAAUACCCAAGCUAUCAAACAAAAACCAGCAGUUCAAACAAAUUCUUUAGUCGAACCAUCUAAGUCUAACAUUAAUCUCGAAGUUACAGCCAUUUCGAAUAUUUUGAAACCAACUAAAGCUAAAAAGCCUAAAUCAAUGAUUGCAGAUCCACAAACUAAUAUAAUGACGGGAAUCAAUACAUUAUCAGAAUUAGCAGUUAAUCAUGAUCAAAAUAUUGAAUCCUUAAUGCAAAAAUUUGAAAAAUUUGAAAAUAAAUAUGAAGAAAUCAAUAAUCAACAUAUUGAUAAUAAUAAACCACUUUGA